Molecule: messenger RNA, 307 nt
Organism: Mauremys reevesii (Reeves's turtle)
Lineage: Eukaryota; Metazoa; Chordata; Testudines; Geoemydidae
Product: zinc finger protein 641-like
Exons: 4
Coding region: 20-259 (79 amino acids)
Biological process (GO): regulation of DNA-templated transcription
Source: RefSeq, a predicted model, not a curated record
AGCCCUCUACAGGGACGUCAUGCAGGAGAACUACGAGACAGUGACCUCACUGGGAUUCCCCCUUCCCAAACCUGAGCUGAUUGUCCGGCUAGAACGAGGGGAAGAGCCAUGGGUGCCCGAUCUCCAGCCCUGGAAGGAAAGAAGGCUUCCGAGAUGCACUCAUACAGUGACCAGACUGAGCUGUCCAAGAUGCACAUUCCUGGGGCGCAAGGCUGGGAGGAGAAAACUGGCUGAUGUUGCUGUGUCGUUUGGUCUAUGAGCUUGUGGAACCCUUUAGUGUGGAACCCUUUAUUAUAUGGAGGAGGAG